Messenger RNA from Budorcas taxicolor (takin), 3537 nucleotides. It is a transcript of the gene PRORP, whose product is annotated as protein only RNase P catalytic subunit. Gene Ontology annotation, cellular component: mitochondrion; mitochondrial ribonuclease P complex. The record is from RefSeq and is a predicted model, not a curated record. Lineage: Eukaryota; Metazoa; Chordata; Mammalia; Artiodactyla; Bovidae. Gene Ontology annotation, molecular function: protein binding; ribonuclease P activity. Bases 374 to 2128 code for a protein of 584 amino acids. Gene Ontology annotation, biological process: mitochondrial tRNA 5'-end processing; tRNA 5'-leader removal. The transcript is spliced from 8 exons.
GCAUUGUGGACGCCGUAGUUUCGCCGCUAAUGGUUGCACACAGCGUGAGUGAUGAGGUUCGCUGACUGGAAUAUAAGAGGCAGCAGAGGAUUCCUGCUCUGUCUCCUAGUCCUGGAACUUGCGAGAGAGGUUGGAUAUCCCCAUACCUUUGUUUAAUGGAGAGAACUCAACCAAGCUUCGUUGCUGCUAGCUCCCAAAGCAUUCGAUUUGUGAGAAGCUGAAAAUCGCCUUGUAGAAAGUUGCCCUUCGAUUCUCCGCCCCCAGCCACAAGCCUGCAGAAGUUGGGGCUUUUUGAACAUCUUUCUCACAAGCCUGCAGAAGUUGGGGCUUUUUGAACAUCUUUCUCACAAUCUAGUGCUGAUUUAACUGCAUAAUGACUUUCUAUUUCGCUGGUAUUCGAAGCUUUCCUAAGCUUUGGAAGAGCAACUCAUACCUUGGGCUAAGUUCAAGUCAUUCUUACCUCUCUCUCUUUCUCAAAGACUGUUAUGGCAUCAGGAAUCAAGAGAAGUGGUUUUCUGUUAAAACGAUGUCUGCACAAAAUACCAAAGCAAUGAACCUGCUGAUUGCCAAGGCCAGAUGUGUCAGGAAACUAGAUGAGGGUAGUAAUAAGCAAGUUUCUGCUGAUUCUUCUCACAUGUUUGCAGCUGGAGCAGCUAAGAAGAGAUCACAGAUGAAUCCUUCUAGUAAAACUCCUGUCUUGCCACCUGUGAAGAACAUUAUCCAGCUCCCAACAAAACCUUUGAACUCAGAUGAGUGGGAUAAACUUAAGGAAGAGUUCAAAGAAAAGGCUAACUUUGAAAAUUGGAUUAUUUUGCAGAUGGUUAAAUGCCAUAGCUCUCUAGAUGUGGCCAAAUCUGUGCUGGCCUGGGUAGCUGCAAAAAACAAUGGUAUUGUAGGUUAUGAUUUACUGGUCAAGUAUUUGUAUCUCUGUGUUUUUCAUAAGCAGACAUCAGAAAUUAUUGAUGUCUAUGAAAUCAUGAAAGCCAGAUACAAGCGUUUAGAAUCUGGAGCCUACACUCUUCUCAUGCGGGGAUUAAUCUAUACAGACAGAUGGAGAGAGGCCUUGCUCCUGUUAGAAGACCUCAAAAAAGUCAUGAUUCCUUCAAAAAAGAACUAUGAUGACUGUAUCCAGGGAGCCCUGUUUCAUCAAGAUGUAAAUGUAGCUUGGAAUUUGUAUCAGGAGUUGUUAAAUCAUGAUAUUGUUCCUAUGUUGGAAACUUUAAAAGCCUUCUUUGAUUUUGGAAAAGACAUGAAAGAUGAUCAGUAUUCAAACAAACUGCACAACAUUCUUUUGUAUUUAAGAAAUAAUCAACUUUAUCCUGGGGAGUCUUUUGCACACAGUAUAAAAACAUGGUUUGAGAGUAUUCCUGGAGAACAAUGGAAAGGACAGUUCACCACAAUCCAGCAAAGUGGUCAGUGUUUGGGCUGUGGAAAAACUAUAGAGUCUAUUCACCUGAGUUCGGAAGAGUAUGAAUUUCUCAAGGAAAAAAUCAUGAGGGAUGUGAUAGAUGGAGGUGACCAAUACAAAAAGACGACACCUCAGGAACUUAAGAGAUUUCAGAACUUUGUAAAAUACUGUCCUCCUUUUGAUGUUGUCGUUGAUGGGCUCAAUGUUGCCAAGAUGUUUCCUAAAGCUCGUGAAUCUCAAGUUCUCUUGAAUGUGGUCUCUCACCUCGCCAAGCAGAAUCUUCAAGUGCUGGUCCUGGGCCGGAAGCAUAUGUUAACGCAGAAUUCCCGGUGGAGAAGAGUUGAGAUGGAAAAGAUGCAAAAGCAAGCCAGCUUUUUUUUCGCUGACAACAUCUCUGAGGAUGAUCCGUUCCUUCUGUAUGCCACACUGCACUCAGGAAACCACUGCAAGUUUAUCACAAAAGACCUGAUGCGAGACCACAGGGCCUGUCUGCCUGAUGCCAAGACCCAGCGCCUGUUCUUUAAGUGGCAGCAGGGACAUCAGCUGGCAAUUGUUAGUAAGCAUCCAGGAGCAAAAAUAACCUUUCAGCAUAUUCUCAGCUAUGACACCGUGGUGCAAACAACUGGAGACUCGUGGCACAUACCUUAUGAUGACAACCUGGUGGAAAGAUAUUCCUACGAAGUGCCAACCAAAUGGCUUUGCCUUCACCGGAAGAUGUAAAGACUCUUACCCCAUGCUAAACUUGUGUCUGGGUGUCCUCCUGGUUGGCAUCAGAGCUCUUAAAUUGAUGCUUGUUUAGAGCAUUGCUUCUGUUUGAUUCAGUUUUUCCUGUUUGGUCCAGUUGGUUUAUAUAUCAAUAAGUUGACUUUUUAAUUAAAUGAGAUAUAAUAUCUUUUCAUAACCGGAUGCAGAAGGGGACAACAGAGGAUGAGAUGGCUGGAUGGCAUCACUGACUCGAUGGACGUGAAUCUGAGUGAACUCCAGGAGCUGGUGAUAGACAGGGAGGCCUGGCGUGCUGCGAUUCAUGGGGCCGCAAAGAGUCGGACACGACUGAGCGACUGAACUGACUGAAGGCUUAUCUGAAGUUUGGGAACUCAAUACAAAGUGAUGCCUGCAUUGGUGUGUGCUAAGUCACUUCAGUAAUGUCCGACUCUUUGUGACCCUGUGGACUAUAGCCCACCAGGCUCCUGUGUCCAUGGGAUUCUCCAGGCAAGAAUACUGGAGUGGGUUGCCAUGCUCUCCUCCAGGGGAUCUUCCCAACCGAGAGAUUAGACCUGAGUCUCCUCCAACUCCUGAAUUGCAGGCAGAUUAUUUACUUCUGAGCCACCAGGGAAGACAGAGUGAUGCCUACCUUUCUCUUAUUGGGCCAGCCAUUCCACUUACAUGGGCAAUAGGGUCUUCUGGUAUCCUUUUUGCUGCUCUUCCAGGUCCAUCAAUAGCAGAACCAGUUCAUCUGCUGUUGGGCUCCAGGUUAUCUGUAAACCCCUUCUCCAUUUCUGGUAUCAUCUCAUCCUCUACAUGUUAUCUCCUACCCACAGUGAAUCACUUAUGAAGCUCUGAUGAACUGGCUCAGAUGUCAAAGGCUUAUUAGCAACUUUUACUUAGUAUCCAGUGAUUUGGCUUGGAGGAAAGGGGGCACUUCCUUCUUUUUAGACUAUGAUAAUUUUUCUUCAUCCUAUAAUGCCUUUUCAGGAUUGAUACAUCAUUUUGUGAAUUCCAUUGGGCUUCCCUGAUAGUUCAGUUAGUAAAGAAUCCACUUGCAAUGCAGGAGACCCCCAGUUCAAUUCCUGGGUUGGGAAGAUCACUGGAGAAGGGAUAGGCUACUCAUUCCAGUAUUCUUGGGCUUGCCCUGUGGCUCAGCUGGUAAAGAAUCCACCUGCAAUGUGGAAGACCUGGGUUCGAUUCCUGGGUUGGGAAGAUCCCCUGGAGAAAGGAAAGGCUACCCACUCCAGUAUUCUGGCCUGGAUAAUUACAUGGACUGUAUAGUCCAUGGAGUCCCAAAGAGUUGGACACGACUGAGCAACUUUCACUUUCAUUAAUUCCAUCACUUGGGAUGAGGGUUUUCUAAAUCAUAUAGAUUUGUUUCAUUUCAUCAAGUUUGGUUUACUUUACCAAAGUGAGUAAAUUUU